AUGAAUGCUCACUCAUUGUUGAAUAUCAGUCAACCGACUACUCUCAUUCUCAAUCGUCCUCCUCUGUUCACCAUUCGCGUCUUUGAAGAAAACCUCACGGAGAAGGUUCUGGAAAAACACAUCGCUACAUCGGGAAUGUACACCUACCAUCUAAACGAAUUGGCUCAGAAAUUCGCUGAAAUCAGAAGAAAGGACAUGAUCAACGCUCAACGAAAUAUGGCAGAAUCGAGAGAAUGCAAUGCUUACAUUGAAAAUCAAAAACUUAUUCUGGAACAGAAGACUCAAGGAGAAGUCAACCAAUUGUUUUCUGCUGCCAUGGGAUCUUCUGGUGCUCGAAAGAAGACGUCAACCAAACCAGAUUACUCCAAGUACCGAAUUGUCAAGAGAUCCAAGUCUACAGCUUCUUCGUCGACGACUUCAUCUCCAUCUUCUUCUUCUCCGACGUCUCAAUAA
Messenger RNA from Caenorhabditis briggsae, 453 nucleotides. NCBI's taxonomy places the organism in Eukaryota, Metazoa, Nematoda, Chromadorea, Rhabditida, Rhabditidae. The record is from RefSeq and is a predicted model, not a curated record. The transcript has a single exon. The coding region runs from base 1 to 453 and encodes 150 amino acids.